AUGAGUAUAAUACCGAAAAAUAACAAAUGUUGUGCAGUUCUUGACGAAGUAGAUGUAUAUUCUGACGUUUAUACUAGCGAUAACAGAAAGCUUUGGGAUAACAGGACAAUUCCGUAUAAAUUUGACAAAGAUAUAUCUUUUGAACUUAAAACAUCUGUGAUGAAAGCAAUGGAAAGGAUUGCAGAAGUAAGUUCAAUAGUAUUCGAAGAAAGAAACGACCAAAAGGACUAUAUCAAGAUUGUUGAUAAAGGUGGGUAUUGGUCCUUCAUUGGUAAGCAAGGUGGUAAACAGAAAUUAUCGGUUACCGAGAACUGGCCGCAUCCCAUAGGCCACGCUAUGCAUGAACUGAUGCAUGCGCUCGGUUUUCACCAUGAACAUUGUCGCCCAGACCGGGAUGAACAUAUAAAGAUUUUAGUUAAAGGGGAUAAUAAAAGUAAUAUAAAUUAUGAAAAGCUUGAGAAAUCAGAUGUUUUGUGUUAUGGCCCAUACGACUUCGAAUCUAUAAUGCACUACUCUGAAAAACAGGGGGUUAAGGCGAAGUCAGGAACAAAUUCAAAAAUAGGUCAACGUGAAAGAUUAAGUUCUGGUGAUAAAUUGGCACUUAAUAAACUUUAUCCCCGGGUUGUCUUUCUCUUUCGAAAGAAAAUUGUUCUUAACCGUCGAAAUCUACGAAGACUAAGACGUUUAACAUCUAAUUAUUUAACAUAUAAUUUAUCCAAAUUACCGAGACAAAAUACAAAUAACUUAAUUAUAAACAAUUUCUUUAAUGGAUAUCCCUUUGAUCCAGAUGCGGAUCCAGAUGCGGAUCCUAUUGAUUCGAAAUAG
Molecule: messenger RNA, 825 nt
Organism: Rhizophagus irregularis DAOM 181602=DAOM 197198
Lineage: Eukaryota; Fungi; Glomeromycota; Glomeromycetes; Glomerales; Glomeraceae
Source: RefSeq, a predicted model, not a curated record